Lottia gigantea (owl limpet) is the source of this 2562-nucleotide messenger RNA. RefSeq lists its product as hypothetical. Gene Ontology annotation, cellular component: membrane; BBSome. The transcript has 19 exons. The record is from RefSeq and is a predicted model, not a curated record. NCBI's taxonomy places the organism in Eukaryota, Metazoa, Mollusca, Gastropoda, Lottiidae. The coding region runs from base 1 to 2562 and encodes 853 amino acids. Gene Ontology annotation, biological process: cilium assembly.
AUGUCAUUAUUUAAAACUAGAGACUGGUGGUCUGUUGGUGUGGGAGAAGAAGAGGAGUUUGAUUUUGGAUGUCUAACAGUUGGCAACAUAGACAACAGCUCUGAUGAUCUUGGUAAAUAUAAUCUUUCCCAAAGCGAUAUGACCUCUCACUCAAUUAGAUACACACAUAACACUGACUCUACAACUGGUAUAAAAGCCUUUGAUCUGUUAGAGACUGUAGCAAUGAGUGACAAUGGCACCAGUCCGUCUGAACUCUGUCAGGCCCGCUCAGUGACAGAAAGUAAUCAGCUAGCAGUUUUACAUCCCCGAAAAUUAGCAGUUUAUAGCAUCAAAGCUAUAUCAGGUACAGUAGAACAUGGUCAACAAUAUCAGAUACAACUCUUAUAUGAACACAACCUCCAGAGAACAACUUAUAAUUUCUGUUACGGACCAUUCGGUGGGGUGAAAGGAAAAGAUUUUAUCUGCGUUCAGUCUAUGGAUGGAACGGUCUCCUUUUUUGAACAAGAAAGUUUUGCAUUUUGCCGCUUUUUACCGGGGGCGUUAUUGCCCGGUCCAAUAAGUUAUAUACCAAGAUUAGAUAGUUUUGUCAUUGUCUCUUCUUCAUGGCAGGCAGAAUCAUACAAAUAUCAAUCCUUGGCAUCUGCAGCAGAAAGUCCAGGUGUCAAUGAAACACAAAAUAUCAAAUCUGGCAAAAAAGUUGUGGCUGACUGGACGUUUUCACUGGGAGAACCAGCUCUAGAUAUUUAUGUUAUGUCAGGGAUUCAAACCUCACAACAAUUCUUUGUUUUUCCAGGUGAAAGAAAUAUUUUCUGUCUCAGUGAAGGUGGAGUGUUAAAAUAUAUGUCUAAAAUGGAGUAUGAUCCGACUUGUUUCUGUCCCUAUGCUUCAUUGGCAGAAGGGACGAUAAAUUAUAUGGUUGCCACGACAACCAAUUCACUAAUGGUAUGCCAAGACGUCACUUUAAAAUGGGCAGCGAAAUUAGAACAUGUUCCAGUUCAAAUUAAAGUGGCAAAUUUUCAAGAUUUAAAAGGCUGUAUAGUGACAUUAAGUGAUGAUGGACAUUUACAGUGUUCCUAUCUUGGCACUGAUCCUGCAAUAUUUAUACCACCAUCCACUGAAGCCAGAGAACUCAACUAUCAGGCCAUGGAUCUGGAAAUGUCCAAACUACAGAAGAAAAUCCGGGAGAAAGCACACAAAUCAGUGAUAACACCUAAUUUAAAAACUGAUGAUGAUUUACAGUUAUCUGUACAAGCUAAUCAACAACUUGAUGAUAUCUCAGUGAGUAUGAUAAGAACAUUAGAUAGAGACAGUCUUUAUUAUGUAUUUCUUUUUCAGAUAACUGUAAAAUCCAAAACAUUGAUUGAGAAUAUACAGAUAGAUAUACAUACCAACUGGCCUCUAGCCUCCAGUCAAUAUAGCUAUGAAAUCCCUUCACUAGAAUCUGGUAAAAGUACAGAACUCAGUGUAAAAUACUAUAUCAAAGGUCACAGUUUACCUUGUAAUUUAGUUUCUGAAGUCACUGCAAGAUAUCUUAAUGCAGUGGGAGCUCCACGCAUAGUAACAGCUAAAGUGAAGCUACCGUUAAAAUUAAUAGUUCGGCCUGUCUAUCCUAUGAAGAAUGCAGAAUACAAGUUAACAAUAGACACCAAUAAACCUCCUGUUAAUCUGAAUGAUAUAUUUCCAGAUUUGUUGGGAGAAAACGCUGGAGGUGCAGGAGCUGCAUUAGGAUUUCAAUUUUUCGGGGGUCCAACUGUUACUAUUCUAGCUUCUAAAACAUCACAAAGAUAUCGUAUCCAAUGUGAUCAGUUUGAAGCAAUGUGGUUACCAUUAAAAGAAUUAGUUGAAAGAAUGUCCUCCUAUCUUAAUCGUGGUAAAUCAGGAGACUUCAAACCAUCUUUUGAUGGCUCGCUGCCUUUACAGGAAUAUUUUGAGUUGAUCGAGGCACAUUUUGAGUAUAGAAUGAAUUCCGUGAAAUGUAAAGAAAUGUUGGGUCAAAGGUCAAGUCAGUUUCGUGUCAUACAACGAAGAUUACUGACCAAAUUUAAAGAUAAAACUCCCUCACCAUUACAGAAUCUUGAUACGUUGCUAGAGGGCACAUAUAGACAGUUAUUAGCCCUGGCAGAAGCAAUAGAAGAUAACGACCAUGCCCAGAAUGUAACGUCAAAUAAUUUGAGUAGUGGUACUUAUUUAUUAAACUAUCUUAUUAAACUAUGGUUAGAUUUAUCAGAGGAAGAAUUUAACAUAUUGACAGCAGCUAUAACACCACGAGUCAAUGAUAAUGACCAACAUGGUUGGGAAGAAAUGGUUGAUGCUGCAGUGACUCAUCUCUUACGAACAGUAUUAGCUAAAACUGCUAAAGACACGGCAAUCAAUCCUUCACCCCUCACUAUACCAAACGAUACUUCAAAGGUGAAGAAACAUCUCGCUUUAUUCUGUGAUAGACUCGGUAAAGGUGCUAGACUUGUUGAAGGUUUGAGAGGUAAGAAUUUGGUUGUUCAAGCUCCUGUUAGUGUUUCUGAUAUCAAUUCCUCAUCAGGACAGAUGAUUUGGAUUCUGCCAUAG